AUGAAGGAGAUGGCUCACCAAGUUGUAAUGCUUCAGUGUUUAACUUCUAUAACUACUUAAGAACACAUCCUCUUUUGUUGAGACGUCAUUUUGGAUCUUCUGAUACAUCUUCCACACACAUUCGCCUAACAGUUGAAAAUGGAUUAGCUGACAAAAUCAACCUAGACGAAAGACGGCUCUUCUUCACCACUGCAUAUGCUCAUCUAAAAGCUGGUUGUCCUAUGUUGGCCUUAGAAGUGUUAUCAAAGAUGCCAAAAGUUGUCAAGAGGUCAGAGUCAUUCUGGAGAUCCCCUAGUUUAGUGGAUACUAGUAAAGAUUUUUCACCAUCUUCUCCAGUUAAAGAGUUGGAAACAAAAGACCAGUCUUCCAGUGUUGAUUGGUCACAGCCAGUAUUGAAUGGCCUAGGCUCAUCUUCAGAUUGUUCAUCAGGAAAACAUUCAAGUUCAACUCUUUCUUGUGACUGGAGCCAGCCAAGUGUGGUAUUCCAAGAUGAACACUUGAACCUACAGUCAGACAGUGAUGAAAGUGAUGAGAGUGAAGAUUCUUCCCUGGUAGUGAAAAAGCUAAAUCCUCUGAAGGAAACUGAAAAAUUGUAUGAAACAAGUUUUAGCUACACAGAAUCUUUUAGUGUAGUUGAUGACAAAGAUAUUCUAAGUCCAUCAGAAGAUAUAAUUUCAGCACAGCUGAAGUUUAGAGCAUGCCUGAAAAUUCUUACUGUAGAGCUUCGUACGCUGUCCACUGGUUAUGAAGUAGAUGGUGGGAAGUUGAGAUAUCAGCUUUAUCAGUGGCUUGAAAGAGAAGUGGUAGCUCUUCAAAAGACCUGUGAUUAUGGUGUUGAAGAGAUACAGUCAGGAAUUGGUGUGAUGCCAGAGGAGGCUAUGUCACAUGAAAAUGCUGAAGACUUAUCUGACCUGCAAAAAAAUAUGCUACAGAAAGAAAACUUGCAGAAAAGAUGCCAGUGGCUUCUGAAAUACCAGUCUCUCUUAAGAAUGUUCCUUAGUUACUGUAUACUUCAUGGCUCUCAUGGUGGAGGUUUGGCAUCUGUCAGAAUGGAAUUAAUUCUGCUGUUACAGGAGUCUCAGCAGGAGCAGUCAAAGCAGAUACCUUCCAGCCCUCUACCAGAGCAAACUUCCAUACCUCUCCUGUUUGCUUGCACAGCUAGUGCCAAAACAGUGGUGGCUAAUCCAUUGCUACAUCUUGGUAACUUAACUCAUGAUAUAUUACAUGCCAUAAUAGACCUUGAUUCACCUCCUCAUCCAGAUACUCAGAACAACAAGAUAUGUGUAAUGCAUACAUUAGCAGCGUCACUCUCUGUGUGCAUCUACCAGUGUCUUUGUGAUGGCCACAGCUACAGCUCAUUUCAAGCAAAUCAGUUCACUGGAACAGUUUAUCAGACAGUGCUCUUAACUCGGCGCCAUUCUCUAAGAACAACAAGCUUAGAAGAAACAGUGACUCCCAAUACAUCACCUGCUCAGUGGCCAGGAAUAACAGCUCUAAUAUGUCUCUUGAAUUCUGCUGGUGAGGAAGCCCAGCCAGGUCUCACAGUUUUACUUUGUGAAAUUCUAACUGCGGUCUAUCUGAGUCUGUUCAUCCAUGGCCUAGCAACACAUUCUAGCAAUGAGUUGUAUAGAAUUAUGGCUCAUCCACUUAACAACAAAAUGUGGUCUGCUGUCUUUGGAGGAGGAGCUCAUACGCCCAGCAGAGGACAACUGCAAUUAAAGACAAAAACUGGUAGGCACUUCUCAAUGCCUAGCCCACAUCAGGUAGUAGUAUUCUCCAUGGAAUGCGUGGGGUUUUCCAAAUCCCUUACUGCCUUCAGUACUCAUAGUCCUACCAAAACUUCAGAUGAUGGAGAGAAACAGCAAAAACGCUACAGGCUUUCAUCAAAAACCACUCCAAAAGAGAGCUCUCAGUUGCCUGCAUUGCCAUUGGUAGACCAAGAAUCUCCCUCUUACAAAGAAAGAUUUAUUCCUCCUGAGCUUAGCAUCUGGGAUUAUUUCAUUGCAAAGCCUUUUCUUCCAUCACAAAGUAGAGUGGAAUAUGAUUCAGAAGAGAGUCAGGAAAGUGGUGAAGAUGGUGAAGAUAUGGAUGGAGAUGAGUUUGCAUCAAAUUCACAUAAUCAAGAGCAUUCUAAUUCAAAUUCAUACAGUUGGUCCCUGAUGAGAUUGGCAAUGGUUCAGCUGGUACUUCACAAUUUGAAGAUUUUCUACCCUUUGGCUGGACAUGAUCUUUCAGAGCUUCCAGUUAGCUCCCCAAUAUGCCAUGCAGUUUUGAAAACACUACAGCGCUGGGAACAAGUUCUUCUCCGACGUCUUGAGCUAUGUGGGGGUCCACCUCAACAUUAUAUUUCAGUUCCUCCUUCUGAAGAUGCCCAAGCUGCUGGUCCUGCAUUGCUUCGCCAUAAGACUUUACUUGAGCCUACAAACACUCCAUUCAAAUCUAACAGUCAUGUUGCACUAUCAGUGAAGAGGCUCUGGCAGUACUUGGUUAAACAGGAAGAAGUCCAGGAAACCUUUAUCAGAAAUAUUUUUACAAAGAAGCGAUGCCUAAAUGAGUCAUUAGAGGAGCACAAUGAAACCAUGAAAAAUUCUGUGAUGGAGGAGCCCAUCAUCAAUAAGAUAGAAACAGAUUUGGGAUACCCAGGAGGCAAGGCAAGAAUAAUCCAUAAAGAGUCUGACAUCAUUACUGCUUUUGCAGUCAAUAAGGCAAAUCGGAACUGCAUUGCAAUAGCAUCAAGUCAUGACAUUCAAGAAUUAGAUGUUUCUGCAAUUUUAGCUACACAAAUCUAUACCUGGGUUGAAGAUGAUGUGGAAAUAGAAAAUAAAGGGGCUGAUGAUUUCUUAGUUAUACAUGCUCGUGAUGAUCUGGUAAAUGUUCAGGGAAGCACUCCUUAUACUCAUAGUAAUCCCGGCACACCUAUCAAUAUGCCUUGGCUUGGUAGUACACAAACUGGCAGGGGUGCAUCUGUGAUGCUCAAGAAGGCUAUUAAUAACGUCAGAAGGAUGGCUUCUCAUCCAACGUUACCAUACUACCUGACAGGUGCUCAAGAUGGUAGUGUAAGAAUGUUCGAAUGGGGUCAUGCACAGCAAAUCACAUGUUUUCGGUCUGGUGGCAACUCAAGGGUGACUCGAAUGAGAUUCAAUUACCAAGGAAAUAAGUUUGGAGUUGUUGAUGCUGAUGGAUAUAUAAGUUUAUAUCAAACAAAUUGGAAAUGUUGCCCACUUACUGGAACUUCACCUAAACCAUAUUUGACAUGGCAAUGUCAUAACAAAACAGCCAAUGACUUUGUUUUCAUCAGUUCAUCAUCUCUGAUAGCCACAGCAGGAUUGUCUUCCGACAACAGAAAUAUUUGUCUUUGGGACACUUUGGUUUCACCUACUAAUAGCUUGGUGCAUGCUUUUAUCUGUCAUGAUAGUGGAGCAACUGUGCUAGCGUAUGCUCCAAAACAUCAGCUGUUAAUAUCUGGAGGCAGAAAAGGCUUUACGUGUAUAAUUGAUCUUCGCCAAAAACAGCAGCAACAGUUACUCCAGAGUCAUGAUUCUCCAGUCAAAGCAAUUGCUGUUGAUCCUACAGAAGAGUAUUUUGUGACAGGAUCUGCUGAAGGCAACAUAAAGGUAUGGAGUCUGUCUACAUUUCAUCUUCUUCACACUUUCAUCAAUGAGCAUGCUCGGCAGUCUCUCUUCAGAAACAUUGGGACGGGAGUCAUGCAAAUUGAGACAGGACCAGCAAAUCACAUAUUCUCCUGUGGUGCUGAUGGAACAGUAAAGAUGAGAAUCUUGCCCGAUCGAUUCAGCCCUUUAAAUGAUGUGUUAAAAAAUGAUGUGAAAUUUAUGAUCUAAUAUUUUUCUCACAACAGCGUAUAACAUUCCCCUUCUGCCACCCCUGAGAAUGUUUUUCCUGGAACUAGCCAACAAACCAGAUACACAAUGAUAGCUUGUGCCACAAAGGUGUUUGUUUGGGUUCCCCCCCCCCAUAUUUAUUACCUGUGGCUUUUAUUCCGUCCUUCAGAUUUUGAUCGUUGCCUAAAAUA
Molecule: messenger RNA, 4030 nt
Organism: Pterocles gutturalis (yellow-throated sandgrouse)
Lineage: Eukaryota; Metazoa; Chordata; Aves; Pterocliformes; Pteroclidae
Product: dmX-like protein 1
Exons: 23
Biological process (GO): vacuolar acidification
Cellular component (GO): RAVE complex
Molecular function (GO): protein binding
Source: RefSeq, a predicted model, not a curated record